AUGAAAUUUGGCUGCCUUUCCUUCCGGCAGCCCUAUGCAGGAUUAGUUUUGAACCAAGUCAAAACAGUAGAGACUCGCUGGCGUCCCUUGCUAGCAGACUACAGGAGCUGCACCGUUGCUGUUCAUAUAGCUGUUCAGGACUGGCAAGAUGAAACAUGGAGAGCAAUUCUUCUGAAUAGGUUUGGUAUGACACCAAAACAAGUGCAAGAUCUGUUGGACAAAGGGGAAAAAUUCGGCAGAGGAGUUAUUGCAGGAUUAAUUGACAUUGGCGAGACAUCACUGUAUCCAGAAACCUUGCCUCCUGAAAAGGUCAUGGAGCUGGAAAAUAAAGCUGUCCUCAGUCAUCUGGAACAGAAAUACUUGACUGUUGUUUCAAACCCAAGAUGGCUUCUGGAACCGAUUCCUGCCAGAGGGAGAAGAGGCGUGUGGCAGGUGGACAUCCCCGAAGAACUGAUCCCUCCAGAAGCGUAG
Molecule: messenger RNA, 471 nt
Organism: Nipponia nippon (crested ibis)
Lineage: Eukaryota; Metazoa; Chordata; Aves; Pelecaniformes; Threskiornithidae
Product: protein EOLA1
Source: RefSeq, a predicted model, not a curated record